GCGCUCUCAUCAGAGGCGGGAAGCGCGAGCGAGUGUCGUGGCGUCCUUGGCUUGUGCUACCUUGAGAAAAGGAUGCGAAAACCCUACGAAACCCGUUUACAGGUCAAAGGGGUUUUAGAUUCGCUGAAAACAACCCUCGUUAUGAUCUUGAACGCGCACGCUUUGAACACUCCACCCACAGGAUACAAAAUUGACGCGCGUGUUUGGAGCUUGUGAGGAAAAUACCGACGCGUUGACGGUAGCCUACGUUUGAUCAGUUUGUCAGCGCUUUUGAAGUGUAGACCGCUGAGGGAUAUAAGGACUUUUUUAUGGACUCAAAUGUCUUGGUUGUACAAACGCUUUUGGAGAACGACGUGAAUUUGCUGUAGGUUACGACAGUAGUCUACUGAUGGAUUUUUUUUUAUUACUCUUAACUACGUUUUAUUGAAGCUAGUUUACGUGGAAAUGGUCUACUUUUUUGUUGUUGUUGUUUUUUUUUUGGGAAGGAUAUGAAUUUGGGAAUGUUCUUAAUAGCUGCUAAUUUAAACGCAGGAAAUUCAUUUCUGAGGAAACCGAUAUCCGCAUUUGGAUAAACUGAACGAGACUUGUUCAGCGCAACUACAUCCACUGGUGAUGCCGGAGGUUAGGUCCACCAGAAGUGAUAGGCUAACAUCCAAAGGCAUUAUGUUUUUAUGCAACACCACAGCCAUCAAGGACUGGAGCUAUUUUCUUUCUCAAAUCUUGCCUCUUGUGAAUAAAUCGGCUGGAUUUGUUCAUCAGAGUAUGGAUCGGGUGGAGGCGGUGACGAGCACCAUGGUGACGGCUCUGGAGCCUGACCUGAGCGGCAUGAGCGCCAGUCACCCGCCGCUCAACUCCAACCACACGUCCGGUUUGGAGCACGUCUUUCAGUACUCGUACUCCGAGAGCGACCAGGAGUACACGGACGACAAGACGCCGCCGAGGGACUCGAUACUGCUGCCCAAGGCGGUGCUGUACCUGGUCAUGGCGGCGCUUGUGGUGGUGGCUGUGGCUUACGCUAUAGUGGGGCACCUGUUGAAGGAUCUUGUGCAUGAGUUCGCGGAGUGGGUGUUUGGGCCCCGUUCAGACAACCGAAGGAGCAAGAGUGAGGUGAACUGCAUCAGCAGCAGCAUGAAUGAAAUGAGGGAACUCUCACAUCCAGUGGACAUGCGCUGCAUUGCGUACAAUCACUCCGACUGCCAAAGCGCCAUUAAGCCUGAAGAACUGGUGGUCACCAUCGAUGAGACCUCGCAGCUGCCUUGUGAAGCUUCCAGUGGGACCUAACUGAGAACAAACCACCUCCAUUUGAUACACCCUUUAUUAUGAGGAGAAAAGCAUGUUUGCAUCUGUGAUGUUGAAAGCUGGCACUUAGAAGUCACAUGGCAGAAGUCUUGUCCUAGGAUGAGGAAAACUGAAGAGUCUGGGAGGCUUUAGAAGGACAGGAAUCACUAAAGUAAAUUAAAUGUUCCGUAUUGGAUUGCUGUGAGACAUUUUAUAUUUUCAAAUCGAAUAGAGAAAGAGGAAAGACACUCCUUUAUCAUUCACAUCAGUCUUAUCACACAAUAUUUUGGUUUAUUUUGUUUUGUUUUGUGGCGUCAUCCACUGUUAAUCUAGAAUAGUGUUCUGCUGUUAUACAUUUCCUCUGCUACCUACAAGCUGCUAUGGUUUUAUUUUCCCACUUUUUGCAAAUAUUUAUGGGUGAGUAUUUAAAGUAUUUGCAAAUACUCAUAUUUUGCUCUGCAUUCUGCAUUCAACUAUGCUGCUUGAAAACAGAGAUCUUCUCCCUACAGGUUACUUGAAAAGUCAAGUAAUGAAGAUGGUUUGAAUAUACAGCCCUUGAUGAAAACAAAUAUCAGUAGUUAAUCCACAAUGGCUAAACAAAACUACCAAUGUGUUUUAUUUUCAUCUAAGGCAGUGUUACCAAAAAUAUGUUUUAUAAUGGAGAAAUACACUGAACUUCUCGCUGAAAAUAUAUAUUUAAAUGAUAGAAAACAGCAGUUAAUAGACUUUUGAUAAUAUAUUUGAUUUAUAUGUUGGGCGAUUAUCUAAAAAGAUUAAUAUCUAUGUACUUCACAACUAAGGGCUAUAAUUUCAGGUUUCAGAUAGUCGUCAUAACAAAGCUUGAGGACAGCUCAUCACAUUUUAAAUAGAUUUUUAAAGUCAGUAUUUACAAACAAAAAUAAAUAAUUGGCUAAAUGUAUCCCUCACAAUUGUCUCAAACUGGAAAAAGAGAAAAAUGUAAGAUUGAGAUGUCAGAUUAAAGGUUUCUUCCAUUUCUGCUGUCCUACAUUUUUAACAAUAAAUGUGAAAAACAAACAAAAACUCUAUUUUACCUGGUUACUUUUGCCAUAUCAACAGCUUGUUUUGUCUGUUGCUGCCAAAGUGUAUUUAUGUCAGAUGUCACAUUUUACAAAAAAACAACACAAACAAAUUGUUGUAAUCCAUGUCCAGUCAUGCAAUGUAACAAUAAUCAAAAUAUGUUAAGUUUUAGAAAAACACAGAAAACAUGUUUUUGUCAUGUCAAGUCCUGCAUUU
This is a messenger RNA of Carassius auratus (goldfish), 2532 nucleotides long. RefSeq lists its product as uncharacterized. The coding region runs from base 613 to 1281 and encodes 222 amino acids. NCBI's taxonomy places the organism in Eukaryota, Metazoa, Chordata, Actinopteri, Cypriniformes, Cyprinidae. The transcript has 3 exons. The record is from RefSeq and is a predicted model, not a curated record.